Molecule: messenger RNA, 1810 nt
Organism: Actinia tenebrosa (Australian red waratah sea anemone)
Lineage: Eukaryota; Metazoa; Cnidaria; Anthozoa; Actiniaria; Actiniidae
Product: transmembrane protein 198
Cellular component (GO): plasma membrane
Source: RefSeq, a predicted model, not a curated record
AGCAAAAUGACACCAACAGGCAAGUCGACAAAUUUUUAUUCACGUUGUCCCAAACAAAAUCCCCAUACAUUCUCUUAUAAAUGAAGUGAACUUGGGUUGCCUGGGCAGACUCGGGCAAUCCUCGGUCAAGACAUGUACGGUUGAUCUCAGUGUCAUGCAUGGAGUGUCAUGCAUGGAGUGUUAUGUUGGAACAAGCUCGUGUUGAAACAGGAAGAGGUCGAUCCGAUCAUCUUAAACAAAUAAAUAUAAAGCCUUGAUCACUUUCUAAGGAAAUAUUCAGUAUAUGAGAACUGAAUUCUUCUGACUGCAAGAUUGUCCCAGCAUGGAUGUAUCGGAUAUCCACCUUAAUGGGGAUACUAAUAACUGUGAUCGAAGAAAUACCUAUGAUGUCCAGUUAUGUGUUCUAGCUUCUAUCUGCAUGGUCAUAGGUUUUAUCAUGUGUUUCUUUGGAUACAAACUGUUCAAGUUCAUUUUGUUUUGUACUGGUUUCCUGAUUGGAUUUUUCAUUGCCUACACUCUAUGUGCCCUGUACAUCACAGAACUUUCUGGCACAAUGCGUGAUCACAAGGAGCAGGUUUUCCUGGGGAUAGCAGCUGCUACUGGUCUCAUCUUCGGAGUUAUUGCUCUGUGUGUUUUCUAUGUUGGUCUCUUUAUCCUUGGAGCAACCAUGGGUUGGUUUGUUGGUAUGGCUUUCUUACCAGUUCUACAUGAACAUUCAUCUUACUUGGCUGACAACAACUGGAUGCCGCUGGCUAUAUUGAUGGGAUGCGCRAUYRUCGGUGGUUUGUUAAUAAUCUGCAUGCAAAAGGUUAUAAUUAUUAUUGCCACAUCUUUCAUUGGUGCAGCGUGUUUGACCAAUGCUGUUGACUAUUACGUGGAGAAUAGYGUCACCCUUUAUUACUCUAUCAAGGUUUUGCAUGGACACAUCAAUUCUUCAAUGAUUCCAAAAUGCUGGUACACCUGGACAGUGUUUUCAUUUCUUCCAAUCCUGUUCGUGGCUGGUAUGGCCUUGCAGUUUGGUAAGACUUCAAAAGGUCAAGAUCACAAAAGAGCUUACAAUGGCCGUCCUAUACUAAUUUCGCCUCCUCUGAAUAUUGACGGCACAAUGAUGAGUGAAUUUGCAUCUGACAAUCAGCCUCUGAUAUAAAGGUCAUGUUAUUACUAUCAAACAUGCACUUGACCAAACCGAACAAGACUACAAGUCAGUGAUGAUGAUUGAUAAAAGGUUUAACAAGAUCAAUUUAAAUUCAUUAAUUCCAGUCACAACGCAUAUCUAUAAAUACUGAAAUUACUUCUAGCUUGUAGACUAGUUAUACAGACUAGAAUGGUUUUGAGUAGCAUAUGGCUCUCUUAUUGUUUCUGUAUACAAGGUGUAUACAAGAAAACAUGUUGCUGUUGCUUUUUAUUUUUAUAUGACAUUGUAUUGCAAUAUUAUAUCAGYUCACAUUGGAGCCUAAUGGGCCAACACCAUUUAGACAUGCACAAGAGAACCAACUAAAAAGUAGAAUGGUAACAAUGCAUCAAACUUUGGCUAGUGGAGCCAAUCAGAAACCUAGACUACAYGAGAAUUGUAAUUUGACCCUGAUGUUAUGUGUAAACAACUAGAUAGGCUGUUGUUUUYUGCUGCUUUCUGAUUGGCUCCACUAUCCAAAGUCGGAAUGUAUUGUUUUCAUUCUUCAAUUUGAUUGGUUCUUGCUGUCUAAGUGGCYCCAGUUAUUUAUAGUAGUCAAAACUGUAGACUGGGUAUAUUUGGMGUAAGUAUAAGAAUGAGACUAAGAUUAUUAAAAUAUUAGGGACCGGUCAUUAAUUA